Antechinus flavipes (yellow-footed antechinus) is the source of this 595-nucleotide messenger RNA. It is a transcript of the gene TSTD1, whose product is annotated as thiosulfate sulfurtransferase like domain containing 1. Gene Ontology annotation, molecular function: thiosulfate-thiol sulfurtransferase activity. Bases 41 to 478 code for a protein of 145 amino acids. The transcript is spliced from 4 exons. The record is from RefSeq and is a predicted model, not a curated record. Gene Ontology annotation, cellular component: cytoplasm. Lineage: Eukaryota; Metazoa; Chordata; Mammalia; Dasyuromorphia; Dasyuridae.
GGGGCUCUUCCGGUUCCAUCGGUAGCAGUCCGGAGCAAAGAUGCUGCCGAACGGUAAUGGUGUGGGCAUCGAGGCCGGGCCCUUCGCCCUCCCCGAAGGGGGCCGCUACGCCAUGGAGGUCCGCAACAUGAGCCGAGCCCCGGCCAUGUCGCUCCCGGAGCUUCGCUCCAUCCUGGCCACCGAUCGGGACCGGGUCCGGCUCAUCGAUGUGCGCUCUCGGGAGGAGUCCGCAGCAGGGACCAUCCCCGGGGCGCUCAACAUCCCGGUGUCAGAACUGGAGAACGCCCUUCGCAUGGAACCUGCCGAUUUCCAGGCUACCUACUUUGCCGAGAAGCCGAGACCGGAAGAAGAGAACCUGGUCUUCUUCUGCCAGAUUGGCAGCAACGAGUGCCAUGCCAUGCAGACUGCCAGGGAACUUGAAUAUUUGGGGGCUAAUUAUGAAGAUAACUAUAGGGCAUGGCAAGCAAAGGAGGGUUAGUUAAAAGGAGGGAACACCGAUACCUUCCUUCUUCCCCCAGUAACCUUGCUGUAUAUGGGUACAAUGCUGUGUCCACAAGGUAACUAAUAAAGAGUAUUUAAUGGAGAAACCUGCAAA